ACAACAAUCAUCGCGAGACUGUCCGUCAGCCGAAGGAAUCCCCGAAAGAUGGCGGCGCCGCCAGACGAGGGGAGCUUGGAGUCUCGCAUCAACAAAGCUACCAACCCACUCAACAGAGAGACAGACUGGGAUAGCAUUCAAGCCUUCUGUGAACGACUGAACAAUGAACCUGACGGUCCUCAGCUGGCCACCAGGCUGCUGGCCCACAAGAUCCAGUCACCCCAGGAGUGGGAAGCCAUGCAGGCGCUAAUGGUUCUGGAAACAUGCAUGAAGAACUGUGGGAAAAGGUUCCAUAGCGAGGUGGGGAAGUUCCGCUUCCUGAACGAACUCAUCAAAGUAGUCUCUCCCAAGUAUUUAGGCUCCCGUGCCCCAGAGGCGGUGAAGAAGAAAGUGCUGGAGGUCAUGUACAGCUGGACCUUGGUGCUGCAGGAGGAGACCAAGAUCUCUGAUGCUUAUCAGAUGCUGAAGAAGCAAGGCAUUGUGAAGCAGGACCCGGCACUUCCUGAUGAUAGAUCCCUCCCAAUACCGCCCCCCCGCCCCAAGAACACUAUCUUUGAGGACGAGGAGAAGUCAAAGAUGCUGGCCCGCCUGCUGAACAGCACUCACCCCGAGGACCUGCGGGCCGCCAACAAACUCAUCAAGGAAAUGGUGCAGGAAGACCAGAAGCGGAUGGAGAAGGUGUCCAAGCGGGUGAACGCCAUCCAGGAGGUGAAGGAGAGCGUGGGGCUGCUGACUCAGCUGCUGGGGGACUACAGCAACGAGAGCGCCCAGAACAACGAGGAGCUCAUCAAGGACUUGUACCAGCGCUGUGAGAAAAUGAGGCCCACGCUGUUUCGCCUAGCCAGCGACACGGAGGAUAACGACGAGGCCUUAGCGGAGAUCCUGCAGGCCAACGACAGCCUCACGCAGGUGAUCAACCUGUACAGGCAGCUGGUGAAGGGGGAGGAGGUCAACGGGGACAGCUCCAGCAUGCCGCAGCUCAAAGGAAGUAGCACUGCUCUGCUGGACCUGUCAGGCCUCGACACGUCGCCCUCUGCUCCGACCGUCCCAGAAUUCCCCUCUCAGCCCACCCCGUCGCAGGAAAUUGGCAUCAGCCUGCUGGACGAUGAGCUGAUGUCGCUAGGAUUGACUGAUGUGGCCCCUGCAAGCACUAACCUGGCAUCCCCGUCUGGAGACGCCACCACAUGGAACUCUUUUCAGUCUUCUGAUAGUGUCGACACACCUGCUCCAGUCGCACCUGCCGCGGUGCUGUUGCCCUCGGUGACGGCGGCACCCGCGGCACCUGCAGCCCCGGCCGGUGGCGCCCCCCCCACCGCCAAGGCCCUGGACGAGCUGGACCUGCUGGGCAAGACGCUGCUGCAGCAGUCCCUUCCCCCCGAGAGCCAGCAGGUCAAAUGGGACAAACUUCAGUCUCAGUCCAAGCCCACUCUGCGUGACCUUCAGACCAAGACGACCACGAACCCCAGCCCGACCCCCAGCCCCAUCCUGACCCUGACCUCCGACCAGCCGGGGACGCUCCUGGACGCCCAGCCCGGCCUCGGAGCGCCCUCGCUAGACCUGACCUCUGGCACGAGCACGCCCCCCAACGACAUCUCCUUAGCUAAUGUGAAUGUACCCUUGGAGUCCAUCAAACCUAGUAGCAUGUUGCCCGUGACGAUAUUUGACAAGCACAGUUUGCGGGUGCUGUUCCACUACGCGCGGGACUGCCCCCCGUCGCGGCCGGACGUGCUGGUGGUCAUCAUCUCCAUGCUGUCCUCCGCCCCCAUACCCAUCACCAACAUCCGCCUGCAGUCGGCCGUCCCUAAGACUAUGCGUGUGAAGCUACAGCCUCCGUCCGGCACGGAGCUGCCGGCUUUCAACCCCAUCCUCCCCCCCGCCGCCAUCACCCAAGUCCUGCUGCUGGCCAACCCUCACAAGGAGAAAGUACGAUUGCGGUACAAGCUUACCUUUGAUCUCGGAGAGGAAUCACACGAUGAGUCUGGGGACGUCGAACAGUUCCCACCACCAGAGAACUGGGGGAACCUUUAGGAAGACGGACCAGCUUCCUGUUUGACGACCCGUUCUGCUUCCUUAACUACCCCUUUGCCCGACGGCGUGAACUCGAUACAAUAUUCCUGUCAAUGGUCCUGCUUUUUGAAUCUGCGGUCCGUUUUCAUUGGCCACUGCGGUCUUCUGGCUCCGCCUCUCGCCUACCCUGUCUGAGUCUGUCUCGUGUGUCCGUUUCUUUAUUUCUCAUUCCAAUGAUUGACGGUUAUGAAAUCAGCCAUGUCCCUUCUGCUUGAACACUGUACUUGAUUUAGCUGUGUGCAAAUGUAACCAACUACUACUACGACAACAACCCCGUUGCUUUGACUUCCGAGCAAGUAAGUUGGGCCUUUUUAAACAAAAUGUCAGGUGUGUGUGCAUGUAUUUGUGUGUGUGAGCAAGCGAGAGAGUGAUUGAGUGAGUGAGUGAGUGAGUGUGUGUGUGGGACUGUUUGCAUUUCUGUUCAGCAUUUACUCAUCUGUGUCGUCAAAUACUAUAGAAAGAAUGAAACAAAGCCUUCGGUCCAGUCGUCUCGGUUUUACCAGUGGCGUAGGGGCAGGUACAUGCAGUGGGCAGGUGGAGGUCUCCAACUACACAACCGGAUAAAGUGUCUGUGACUGUGAUCUAGAACAUGCAUCCAGUCCUCUACAAAGGAAAUCCAAAUUAUCCCUUUACAAGGACUUGAAGUUGAUCUGAUUGUUUUCACCUGUUUUUGUUUGUUUGUUUGUUUGUUUGUUUGUUUGUUUGUUUUGGUUCUGUCUGAUAUUCCACAUGAAGUUGCACUUUCUUUUGCACAUUAUCUCCCAAAUACUGACUUAUUGUUUUACUCCACUACAUUACGUAGUAUUCACUCUAGACAACACAGUUUCAGCUCACCUGGUCUUUAGAAGGAACCUUAAAAGGGGGUACCAUGCAGACUAUAUGUACUCAUGGUCCUGCUCUGUCUUCAGAAGGAACCUUAAAAGGGGGUACCAUGCAGACUAUAUGUACUCACGGCCCUGCUCGGUCUGCUCUUCCCCUGUUGAGUGCUGUAGACACCCCCAAAGGGAGCCCUGGUUUCGGGGAUCCACCAGGCAAGCUGUCAAUGCUGAAUUCUUGUUUGAAAAUCUGCCGUAUGUGCCUGAUCUGACACGUUUCUUUCACAUUUGUAGUUCCAGUCUUGUUCUGAUUAUUUUCUCUUUUUUUCUUUUUCUUUUUUUUUCUUUUUCUUAAAAACAGCUGUGUAGAGAUUCAUGUCAUGCAUUAGUCUUUUGAGUUUGGAAUUCCAUUUUGAAGAGAGCUGUUUGCAAAGGGUUUAUGUUUGUCGUUUAUUUCUUGUUUCUGGUUGGGAAAGUAAAUGUGUUCACACACUAACCAUAGAGUGCACCAGGGACAGGGAGUUAUUUGGAAACAAUUUGUGUGUUAAUUUGUGAGAUCAUGAGGAAUAGAAAACGGUUAACACAGUUGGAACGCUCCAUCACUGUCGGAGCGAACCAUUCUCCACCUGUGCGGCCUCCCUGGAUCCUCCCCUGGACUAUUCUCACGUGAAACCCAUUGUGAUGUUGCACUUCUGACUUGUUACCCCCCCACCCUUCUACCCUCCCCAUCCCAGUGUGGUUAAGCCUGUGGCCCCCUGGGGAGGCUAUGAAUCAGUGACGUCCCUCCAGGAGAGACUGGACUCAUGAGCUGAGCCUCGUACCCGCUCAGCUGAUGAGCUGAAUGGCUGGCACUUGAAGGAAGGCAGAGCUGACUGCCGUGGCUAACGUGGCAUCCUCACAGUCUCCCAAACACAUUCCGAAUACCCCCAUCUGCCCACCUGCAUCAUACUCCCAUCUCAUCUCACCCCCCCCCCCCCCUCUUAAUGCCCGCGCUACCUGCCCACUCCAUUGCCCUCCCUCAACAUUUCAUCCCUGGUCUGAUCUUGUAAAUAGUAUCGGUAUUGCAAUUAUGUACAUUUGCCAAAAAAAAAAAAAAGAAUACAAAGAAAUACAAAGAUGCAAAAUCAUUAUGGUGGGAAAAAUGGAGAGAAUGUAGUGCAAAUAUGUAUUUAAGGGAAAUAAAAGUUAUUCUUUUUCUCGAGGGUUUAAAACAA
Molecule: messenger RNA, 4096 nt
Organism: Sardina pilchardus (European sardine)
Lineage: Eukaryota; Metazoa; Chordata; Actinopteri; Clupeiformes; Clupeidae
Gene: gga1
Product: golgi-associated, gamma adaptin ear containing, ARF binding protein 1
Exons: 17
Coding region: 49-2028 (659 amino acids)
Biological process (GO): Golgi to plasma membrane transport; intracellular protein transport; protein localization to cell surface
Cellular component (GO): trans-Golgi network
Molecular function (GO): ubiquitin binding; phosphatidylinositol binding; small GTPase binding
Source: RefSeq, a predicted model, not a curated record